Messenger RNA from Bufo bufo (common toad), 1915 nucleotides. RefSeq names its product serum amyloid A like 1 (gene SAAL1). Bases 128 to 1576 code for a protein of 482 amino acids. The transcript has 13 exons. The record is from RefSeq and is a predicted model, not a curated record. NCBI's taxonomy places the organism in Eukaryota, Metazoa, Chordata, Amphibia, Anura, Bufonidae.
UUUGAGCCUCGCGAACUUCCGUAGCACCUGCACCCCUGUUUGUAGUAGGUCACAUGCUCAGUAGCGCCUUUACUUUGCUGGGUCACGUGACGGGGCGGGGCUUGUGACGUCGAGGCCGAGGAGCAGUAUGGAGAAAGAGAAGGUUGACUCCAGCCCGAAUGUCCUGGAACCGCUGUGCGAUAUGGAUCGGAACCCCUCACCCCCGACUAGUGACGAUGAAGAGGGACAGAAGGCAGACUCCAUAGGGAGCACUGUAUACAGCAAGCACUGGUUCUUCAGCACGCUGACCAGGCUCAUCGAGUUCGUCACAAAGAAAGACAAAUCCCAGGCCGAGGACGAUGAAGACGAGAUCUCGGGGGUGCUGGAUGAAGACCUGGAAAAUGACAUUUGUAAAGUUUGGGACAUGUCUAUGAAUGAGGAGGUGGCGCUGUUCCUAAAGGAGUUCAAUGCACCUGAAAUUUUUUUAGGCAUCAUCUCAAAAUCCAAAAGCAACCGGUUAACAGAAAUCUGUGUGGGGAUCCUGGGUAACAUGGCCUGCUUCCAGGAGACAUGUGUGGCCAUCAGCAACAACAAGGACUUGGGAGAAGUCCUGCUGAUGCUGAUGUGUGACACGGACCCCCCGACUCUGCUAGAAACCACCAGGCUGCUGUUGACUUGCCUGUCUCAGGUUGAUGUGAGGAGCACAUGGGUGGAAAGGAUCCGGAAGCGUCCGACUGUCAGAGAUAACCUCUGCUUCAUCAUGAGCAGCUCCACCAACGGGGACCUGCUUGUUAAAGUGGGGGAGCUGGUGGACAAGGUGUUUGAUGUGGACGAAGACUUGAUGAUCGACUGGAUAAAAGCUGGAUGUCAACAGCCGGAAACACUAGUGAAUGAUAUUGAAGAGAAACCUGUGGUGCUCGGACUGGUGCCCUCACUACUAGAGGCCGCAAAGCAGCUGAAGUAUGACAGUCCUGAGGGUCUUGAUGUCUAUAUGCACAUCCUGCAGCUGGUGACCACGGUGGAUGAGGGCAUCCAGUCCAUAGUACAAUGUCCUGAAGAUGCGAAGCAAAUAUGGGAGUUUUUGUUUGAUUUGACGCGUCGGGACUUGUGCCAGUCGGAUGACCCUCCUCUGAUCGUACAAGAGCAGAAAACCAUCUUAUCCUCCGUCCUGGCUGUCAUGUCUGUCGUUUUCUCAUCCCAAACUGAGCAGAAGUACACGGAGAUGUGGAAAAAUCUUUCUCUCAUCGGGAGCCUGACCCGAAUCCUGGAGAAUCUGGAGACGUGUGAGAAGAAGAAUGAGGAGAGGCCGCUGUCUGCGGAGGACGAGCCGCCAGAGGAAGAUUUUCACUUAAAAAUCCUGAAGGAUGUCUGCUGCGAAUUUCUCUCUAACAUUUUGUCUCAACUAACAAAGGAGAACAUACUACAGGCCCUUACGGAAGGUCACAUCACAGAAGAGAAGAGCUUGUGUACGCUGCGGAACCUGCUCCCCCUCUAUGCCGUGUCUGUGAAUAGCUUUAUAGCGGUUUUGGGUGAAGCCGACCAGACUCUGUACAAAACUCUAAAGAAAGAGGUCUCUGUUCUCGGAGAGGAUUCAUGAGAUGUAGCCUCCACCUUCCAGACCGCCGCUGAUCUCCUGGGCUGAGCACGCCUCGACAGUGACUUGUGUUUGACACCCCCGUCCUCCAUGACGACUAUACAGUGUGUGGACUGAUAGACAUUUUUGACGUUUCAAUUGCUGCAUUUCCAUAUGUCAGCCAGCAGGGGGCGCCAUGGAUAUUUGUUCUUCAUUGAAAAGCAUCUACUAAAAGAGCAAAUGUCUACAAGUAUAUCCAGAACCUCCUCAUAUUAACCCAAGUGACUGUAUACGGUAAAACUCCUCUAAUCCAGUAUCUGAUGGGCCAACAUAUAAUUUUCAGUAGAAAGCCACCUGUUUGUU